UUCGUCUUAAUCGGAUUAGUCCAGCAACAGGCACGUAUUGUAAAUUUUGGAUGUUUCUCGAAUCUACACUAGAUGCAUCCAAUGCAUUCCUUGCAGCAGUUAUAUCCAUUCAACGACAUACACUUGUCUUUCAGCCGAAUAUAUUACGAAUACGUUUUAAACGUUACAUUUUUUACUACUCUCCUCUUGGUUUUGCUUUUUGUUAUCCAUUGAUAUUUUAUUUGGGUGCAGUUAUAUUUUAUGAUUGUGAUGAUUCACAGUGGAACUUUGAGUUAAAUAUGUGUGGUGAUACUACUUGUUAUCUUUCAAAUAAUCAGAUCUUGGCAACAUAUGAUUGGAUAGUCAACACUGCUUUACCUAUUGUUGUUAUUAUUUUUGCUAAUGCAACGUUAGUAAUUCGAGUUAUUGAACAAAAACAUCGUCGACAACAAACUAUUUCUUGGUCAAAACAAAGGCGUAUGACACUACAAUUACUUAGUAUAUCUAGUCUUUAUUUGGUUACAUGGAUACCUAGUAUAGUUACUGGUUUGAUGCAACAAGUAAAUGCGACAACAUCUCUAUAUGACAUUCAAGAAAAUUAUAUAUCAGAUUUAACUUAUUUGAUUUGUCUUUUACUUCCUUGGAUGUGUAUUGGACUAGUUCCCGAUUUCAAGAAAUGGAUGUUAAAAUAUUUUCGUCGUCUAAAAAGACCACCGAAUACAAUUGGAACUGUAGGACAAUGA
Adineta steineri is the source of this 722-nucleotide messenger RNA. The record is from the annotation of a GenBank genome assembly. Lineage: Eukaryota; Metazoa; Rotifera; Eurotatoria; Adinetida; Adinetidae.